Molecule: messenger RNA, 750 nt
Organism: Acanthosepion pharaonis
Lineage: Eukaryota; Metazoa; Mollusca; Cephalopoda; Sepiida; Sepiidae
Source: the annotation of a GenBank genome assembly
AUGUUACCCAUAUUCCUUUCACCUUAUCCGAACGCCAUUAAUAAGAGACCGAGAGAAUUGUGGGUCUUGAAUCCUUUUCCGGCCAUUAAUCGGCAGCUGACUACAGAGCCGCGGAUCACCCGUCCUCUGCUUAUAUUACUUUAUACGAAUAAGUAUAUCUAUCUAUCUAUCUAUCUAUCUAUCUAUCUAUCUAUCUAUCUAUCUAUCUAUCUAUCUCAUUGUCUUUAUAUUCUGUUCAUAGCUAUCUAUCUUAUUCUGUUCAUAUCUAUCUAUCUAUCUAUCUAUCUAUCUAUCUAUCUAUCUAUCUAUCUAUCUAUGUCAAUCAGUUCAUAUCUAUCUAUCUAUCUAAAUUUAUUCUUAAUCCAAGCAUCUCUUGUUAUGUUCUUUGAGAAUAAUGUACGUUUGUCAUCCAGGUUUUGCCGCCCCGUCCUUUGUAUUAAGCUGUUGCAAUUGCACGGAGAUAAAGUCUAUCUAUCUAUCUAUCUAUCUAUCUAUCUAUCUAUCUAUCUAUCUAUCUAUCUAUGUCAAUCAGUUCAUAUCUAUCUAUCUAUCUAUCUAUCUAUCUAUUUUUUUUUUUUAUUCAAUCAUUCUUCCUCAUGCGCGUUAGAAAAACGUGAGCCCAAAAUCUAUCUAUCUAUCUAUCUAUCUAUCUAUCUAUCUAUCUAUCUAUCUAUCUAUCUAUCGUUGUCUGUUCAUAUCUAUCUAUCUAUCUAUCUAUCUAUCUAUCUAUCUAUCUAUCUAUCUAUCUAA